AUGUCUUAUUAUUCCCAGAAUGUAUAUAGCCAACCUCCAUCAUCAAGCAGUGGCCUUCAAUUUUUACCCACACAGUUUAGUUCUUCUACUCAAAGUAGUUCUACCUCACAAGGUAUGAUGUCUGGACAAGGUACCGGAUCAUAUAGUGGGUAUGGAGAGGGAGUAAGAGAACCUCUAUCGACAGGCAUUUUAGCAGCAUUUGGUACCCAAGGAUAUUCUGAUGAACCUCCAUUGCUGGAAGAACUUGGAUUUAAUUUUUCACACAUCAAGCAAAAGACCUUAACUGUUUUAAAUCCAUUCCAGGAAAUUGAGCAAAAUAUUAUGGAUGAUUCGGAUCUCGCUGGCCCUAUUCUAUUUUGUUUAUUAUUUGGAACCUUUCUUUUAUUGUCGGGGAAAAUACAUUUUGGCUAUAUUUAUGGUGCUGCUUUAAUUGGAACGCUAUCUUUAUACGCAAUUCUUAAUUUAAUGUCUUUAACGAAAUCAAUUGAUUUUAUUCGAGUGGCGAGUGUCCUUGGCUAUUGUCUUCUUCCACUUGUUGCAAACAGUAGCCUUGCAGUUUUUUUAUCUAUGGAUAACGCAAUUGGGUAUGCCGUUUCUUCUCUAGCUAUACUAUGGUGCACCUAUUCCUCAUCAGCAAUAUUUGUUGCUGUACUUCAACUAUCCGAAAUGAGAGUUCUUGUUGCAUACCCCCUUAUUCUUUUUUACGGUGUUUUUUCUUUCAUGACUAUUUUUGCCGAAAAUAGCACUAAAAUCUGA
Molecule: messenger RNA, 756 nt
Organism: Magnusiomyces paraingens
Lineage: Eukaryota; Fungi; Ascomycota; Dipodascomycetes; Dipodascales; Dipodascaceae
Exons: 5
Coding region: 1-756 (251 amino acids)
Biological process (GO): endoplasmic reticulum to Golgi vesicle-mediated transport; vesicle fusion with Golgi apparatus
Cellular component (GO): membrane; trans-Golgi network
Source: RefSeq, a predicted model, not a curated record